AUGUACGUUCACUGCAAAGAAGGCACGGGACGCAGUGUGGCGGUGACCUUGUGUUGGCUCGUGGCUGCUCGUGAAAUGGAUUCUUUAGCGGCACAAGAGUAUCUGAGUGGGAAACGCCACGUGCGCAAAGUCGCUUUACUUGCAUCCAGAUGGAUGGAGUGCUGCCAAGGAGAAGGAAAAAAACUCUGGAUUCUGUCCGAUCAGAAACUUCGCGUCGAGAACGUCAAUGCGUUACUGGAUAUCCACAUGGCGAACUUUGAACGGUACAUGAUCGAGAAAAUGAAGUUGGCGCGCUCGCAUUCGUUUUACCAUGCAAAAGGCCUGGGACUCUUUGCGGUGCCAUGUCUAUCUAUUGCAAAGCUUUACACUGCCAACGUAGGACAUCUGAAAGGGGCAGCGCAAGUGAGUCCUAGCAGAAGCAAAUAA
Molecule: messenger RNA, 426 nt
Organism: Peronospora matthiolae
Lineage: Eukaryota; Oomycota; Peronosporomycetes; Peronosporales; Peronosporaceae
Source: the annotation of a GenBank genome assembly